GACAGGAAGGAUUGUUGUGUCGAGUGUUGAAGAGCACCUGUGCACAUGUGGCUGAAGUGAACUACACCCAUGUUACAUGUAUCCAGUGCCAGCACAGGCAGUGUUGUGACAACCUCCCCCAACGCCCAGUAGUGGUACAUGUACUGUGCUGGCAGUCUGUACGGCAGUCGUUCUGAAGAUAAAAGAGUGCAUGCACCCAAAACAGAGAUUUCUCCAAAACGUGACCAAUUGAUUGUACGGAGUUUGCAAACAAUAAGGCCAAAGGGCUGAUCUCUUGAUCAACAGCCCUGCUCUCAAGUCUCAGUCCACUAGCGAUCCACCCGUAUCUUCUCUGACCAAUUCAAGGCCAAUCACUUGCUUUAGUUUAGGGUACCUAGAGGAUCGGGUCAUCUACUACAAGCAGUCAACGGGUACGGUGUUGUUUUUGGAUUCUGCACUCCCGAACACUGGUGCCGUGGUGGAGGCAAUGGCGCUGUUCAAGCCGAGGUGGGCGCAGAUUGCCUGUGCCAUAGUACUUGUGAGCAUUGUCGUGCGAGUUGCCGCGACUCCCUUGGCCUUGUCCGAUGACGAUGUCUACUUCGAUGAGUUUGAAUCCACCAACACCACCCACACCAACAAGUCUGGAGAGUGCUUCACCAAGAUCUUUCCAUGCUCUCAUACGAUUGUUGGUAACUUGAUUCUGAUGUUAUUUUAUGGAGCACUUCUGGGCGGUGCUGCUAAGCUUAUUGCCGAUGGUGCUGAAAUGUUACUCGAUGUGGGCUUACCGCCAGCUCUUGUCGGCGGUCUUGUCUUGCCCGUGCUGGGAGCUGUGCCCGAUGCGGCCAUCAUUAUCGUGUCUGGUCUGGGUGGUGACAAGGCUACAGCGCAGGAACAGCUGCAAGUCGGCAUGGGAACCCUUGCCGGCAGUACCAUCAUGUUGCUGACCAUUCCCUGGCUCGGCAGCUUGAUCAUCGGACGCUGCGACAUCGGCGCGGACGGCAAGGCACGCGACGGCGUGUGCAGUGGCCGAUUCAGCGUGGUCAACCAGGGCAUCACCAUCCUGCCGGACGUCAAGACCAGUAUUAUCUUCAUGCUGGUCACCAUGCUGCCGUUCUUUAUCAUCCAAGGUGCUGACUGGCAUUGCAUGACUGUGCCAACGUGCAAUAACAUCUCCGUUACGGCAGUCGAUGGUGUGCUGCCGGAGCAACCAUCCUACGUUCGCUACUCAGCGCUGGUGACUCUCAUCUUCUGUGGUAUCAUGCUCAUCGCCUACAUGGGCUUUCAGGUAUAUGAUGCCAAAGUAGCUGAGCGCAGGGCUAAAAAGCACCAGCAAGAAGUGACGACGCGGCGCAUUGCACAGCGUUUCUAUACCAUGACGAGCAAGAGUGCCUUUAUGGAUGCUGCUGGCGAGUCGGGGCGCGAAGCAACCGAGUCGGACUCCAUGGUCAACCGAGAAGGGAUACAGAAGAAGUACUUCAACGCGUGGAAGGUCCGCCAGCCGACCCGGCCCACCGUCAGCCCGGCAGCGGCUGAGCCGCAGAGUGACGAGGAAGAGGAGAACGAUAAGGAAGAGAGCAAGGCCUUGCUCUGGGCGAAGAGCAUCAUCAUGCUGGGAGUUGGCAUUGCCAUGGUCAGCGUCUUCAGUGACCCAAUGGUGGAUGUACUCAGUGCCCUCACCAAUAGCAACAACACAAGCUACUUGCCAAUCAAACCCUUCUACGUUUCCUUCGUCGUCACUCCGAUCUGCUCGAACGCUUCUGAGCUGGUGUCCUCGCUGAUGUUCGCCGCCAAGAAGACGAAGACGAACAUCUCCAUGACCUACUCCCAGCUGUACGGCGCUGCCACCAUGAACAACACGCUGUGCCUGGCAGUGUUCAUGGCACUCGUCUACACCAGAGAGCUGCAGUGGGUGUACUCUGCAGAGGUGUUUGUCAUCAUUCUGGUGCAGAUAGUGGUGGGCAUGAUUGGAUUCCGCGAAACGUACCAAAUCUGGAUUGGCUUCCCCGUCGCUGCCCUGUAUUUUGUCGCCAUCGGCCUGGUGGCUCUGCUGGAAAGCUCCAAGGUGGGCUGGAAGUAAAGCCCGUGCACCCAGCGAUGUGCGUGCGUGUGUGUGUGUGUGUGUGUGCCUGUGUGUGUGUGUGUGUGUGUGUGUGUGUGUGUAUGUGUGUGUGUGUGUGUGUGUGUGUGUGUGUGUGUGUGUGUGUGUGUGUGUGUGUGUGUGUGUGUGUGUGUGUGUGUGUGUGUGUGUGUGUGUGUGUGUGUGGAGUUUAGCGGAACACCGAGAAGAAAGUAACCUGUACGUGCACAGUACGUUGCUGUUGCUGUUGCUGAUGCCCUCAGUCUCUCAGUCUCCCGUCUCUCCCACACAUACAUGUAUACGCUGAAACGAAACAAACCAAUGUAUACAUACCUAACAUACUGUUUAACAUACUGUUUUAUGAAACCGUAGGGAGCAGCUCCCCUGCUCAUUCCGUGCUUCUAGUGCUUGUCUUGUUCAAAUUCUUUUUAUCUCCCACAAAAGUGCCCCGUGAAAAGUAUUUCAAUGGACUUUCCUCGACUUUCCUCGAUGCAACUACAAAUACGGCGUCGUGUCAAAAUAGAAUAUGUCUUAUGCGAAUCGUAUAGAACGGUGUAUCUUGUGCAUGCAUCUUAGUAACGCCCUUGCUCGACUGUAAAAUGCUAUACGUAUACCGUGCCGCUGUAGCUUCAGUGCAAGGCUCUUCCUUGCCGUAUUCUUACUUAGCAUUCAUCUGUCUUCCUUGCGAACCCUCUCCCCUUUCUUACGACUUGAUACUGCUAUUCGAGCUGCCUUUUUUUGCCUUCGAGUAGCCUCCAGACUUCUCCGGUUUCUCUGCCUCCCCUCUCCACUUUCAUCUUCACUCCCUUCCUGAUCUUAGAGCGACGGUUUAAGUUUUACCUUACAAUUUCUUUUUCCUCUUGGUACCCUGACAGAUUUUUUAAAAUGUUUAUUGAUAGGAUAAAGUCACUGGCGCAUGGCAUCUAUUUUCUCUUCUCCUUUGCUAAUCAGUACAGUACUUUUGUAGUUUCAUGCCCAUGCCAGUGUGUCUGUUUCUGUUCAAGAGCCUAUUCUCCUUUCUUGUGAGAACAGUACGACGUUUUGACUGA
Molecule: messenger RNA, 3105 nt
Organism: Sycon ciliatum
Lineage: Eukaryota; Metazoa; Porifera; Calcarea; Leucosolenida; Sycettidae
Exons: 15
Coding region: 467-2056 (529 amino acids)
Biological process (GO): intracellular calcium ion homeostasis; calcium ion transmembrane transport
Cellular component (GO): membrane
Molecular function (GO): calcium:proton antiporter activity
Source: RefSeq, a predicted model, not a curated record